UAACAGCCUUGCUUGCAAUUCGCUUCAACAUUUCGUCGAUUUCAACAAAUUGAUCGGGUCCCUGGGUCGUCAGUGAACGAACGGGAUUUUAAUUGCUUGAAAAUCAACGACUUUUGAAGAUUUUACAACAAUUACGAAUUAUUUUUACUGCUCGUCAACGAAAAGAACAGCAACAUGUCUCAGCAAACCAAAGCGACAAGUGAGUGGGCGAAAGAAUGUGAGACUGGACUCAAUGGCCAGAUCAGACUGGAAUUGUACGCUUCAUACACCUACUUAUCAUUGAGUCACUUCUUUGAUCGCAAUGAUGUUGCGUUGCACAAAAUAUCUGAGUAUUUCAAAGAACAGUCUCACGAAGAGCGUGAACAUGCUGAAAAAAUGAUGAAGUAUCACAACAAACGGGGAGGGAACACAGUCUUCAGUGAUAUCACUGCUCCUCAGCCGCUGAACCUGACAAACUGCAGCAUCAUCAAGGCGAUGCAAGCAGCCUUGGAACUGGAGGAGACUGUGUACCGUAACCUGCUGAAGUUACAUGACACUGCUGAGAACGAUCCCGAGUUCCAAGACUUUAUUGAAGCGAACUUCCUCCACGAGCAAGUUGACGCGAUCCACAAGCUGAAGGGCUACAUCACCAACCUUAAACGUGUCGGAGAAGGCCUGGGUGAAUUCCUGUUCAACAAACAUUUCGAGGAGUAAAAAUUUUACGCGUUCCUCCUGCCCGCACUGCUCACAGUGGGAUAUAAUCAACAUCUAUGGCCAAGUUUGUUCCGUAGAUACUGCACAUGAUGCUUUAUUUAUGUUCAAUCUAGCAUGGUAAAGUUUGAUUAUAUUUCACUGGAUUUUAAAUUCUCAUUAUUGUGAUUCAUAAAGGAUUCUUAUAAUGUUGUGAUGCAACAGUUUGUUUCUUUUUAUAUCUAUCCUAUUACUUUACACCCCCAUCUUUGAAAAAUGAAUAUGGGUAAUCAAGAUGGUCUUCCCUAAAAGAUUCUCCUCCCGCGUUUUAAAUUUUGCGAACUUAUUUUUGAUUGAAUAUUAUUUUCUUGUAUUAGAAUUUCAUUCCCUUCAUUUAUUAGCUUUGCAAUCUAUUGAAAAUCUUUUCACGUAUGACGUAAUAAAGCAGUGUGUGUUAUGUAA
Styela clava is the source of this 1131-nucleotide messenger RNA. RefSeq names its product ferritin heavy chain B-like. Gene Ontology annotation, cellular component: cytoplasm. Gene Ontology annotation, molecular function: ferric iron binding; ferrous iron binding. Gene Ontology annotation, biological process: intracellular iron ion homeostasis; iron ion transport. Lineage: Eukaryota; Metazoa; Chordata; Ascidiacea; Stolidobranchia; Styelidae. The record is from RefSeq and is a predicted model, not a curated record.